This is a messenger RNA of Cataglyphis hispanica, 911 nucleotides long. Its product is annotated as coiled-coil domain-containing protein 124. Gene Ontology annotation, cellular component: nucleus. The transcript has 4 exons. The record is from RefSeq and is a predicted model, not a curated record. Gene Ontology annotation, biological process: transcription by RNA polymerase II. NCBI's taxonomy places the organism in Eukaryota, Metazoa, Arthropoda, Insecta, Hymenoptera, Formicidae. Gene Ontology annotation, molecular function: transcription coactivator activity. The coding region runs from base 161 to 781 and encodes 206 amino acids.
UAUGUAAUGUGAGCUGUAACUGUACGGUUGGUAGAAGUGAGUCUAGUCACUUUUAUAUUGAUACUGAAAAGUGUCAGAGAUGUUAAAGUGUCGAAUAGAAAAUGUCAUAUUAUUUUCGCGAUAGGUGAUCGUAUAUCCUGCAAGCAAGGAAUCGAUCAAUAUGCCGAAAAAAUUCGUGGGUGAGAAUAGUAAGGCGGUUGCCGCCCGAGCUAGAAAAGCGGCAGCUAAAGAAGCCGAAAAUAUAAAAAAAGCAAUGGAAGCUGAAGAUAAGGCCUGGGAAGAUAAUAGUAAACAGAUGUUGAAGAAAAAACAAAAACAAGAAGAACUUGAGAGAAAACGUCAACAACAAUUAGAAAAAAAAGCGGAAGCUAAAGCUUUGCUUGAAAAGGAAAUGGCAAAUAUAAAAGUCGGUGGCAAACAACCAGCAUCCAAAAUUACUAGAGCUGAAAUUGUUGCUAUCACCGAGAAACGAAAUCAAGUGGCUAUGAAAAAAGAGGAGGAGAAACCAAUAGAAGAAAAUUUAAAUAGAAUAACUUUGGAAGCUGAAACAGCUCAUGGUAUAGAUGAAGCUAUAUCUAUUUUAAGUUCAAAAGAUCCAGAUAUUGACCGACAUCCGGAGAAACGAAUGAAAGCAGCAUAUGCAACCUUUGAGGAAAAAAUGUUGCCAGUGAUUAAAGAACAAAAUCCUACCUUGAGAUUGAGUCAGUUGAAACAGAUACUUAGGAAAGAAUGGAUAAAAUCACCUGAGAAUCCGCUUAAUCAGAAAUUACUGAAUAAAUGAUAAUGAUAUCAAAUAAUAUUGAUAUCAAACGGACGCGCUCGGUACGUACUUGCGCACAUCACUGACUGAUUAUUUAAUCUCUAAAUGUUAAAUUUGGUUAUUAAAUAACAAUUACACUGCAACAAUAUAA